UCUUUCUCAUGCAUCGAUCUAUAUAUACACCUAUUCCACCCUUUCCCUCCAUUUCUUGAUCAACCAUCAAAGUUUCACUCAGGAUGUCUUAUCCUUGCCCAUUUCUGAAUAAAAUGGGAGCCAUGAUUUGUUGUCUGACUAAAGCAAACAAAUACAAGAAGUUGGAUAGGAAGAUAGAAAGGAAAUUAGUUGAAAUCGAUAGAUCUUCUUCUGCUGGACAAAGAGCUUUCAAGUCAAUUGAUAGAGUCGUUAUGCGGUUCCCUCAGAUCAGGGAGGGACUCAAAACAUUAGAAGGAAUCUUUGAACAGUAUGAUGAGGACUCUAACGGAUCUAUAGAGUACAGUGAACUAAAAAAGUGCUUUGAACAACUGCAAAUUGAUCUACCAGAGGAGGAAACUAAAGAUCUUUUUCAUUACUGUGAUAUUGAUGGAAGCAAGGGCAUACGGUUUAAUGAAUUUAUCGUUCUUCUAUGCCUCAUCUAUCUUCUAGAAGAAUAUUCAUCCUCUGAUAAUGUGGAGUUAACACAGCUGGGAACAAUUUUUCACACGAUAGUCGAAGUCUUUCUGUUUCUAGAUAAUGGUGAUGGCAAGCUAAACAGGAAGGACGUGGACAAGACCCUGAAUGAGACUUACCCUUGGGAAAGAUCCCCAGCUGACGUCACUAAGAUCAGAUUUAAAGAAAUGGACUGGGACAGAAAUGGGCAAGUCACUUUCAGGGAAUUCCUCUUUGGCUUCUUAAAAUGGGUUGGGAUUGAUGAGGAUGAAUUGAAUCAUCAAACAGAAGGCCAUCCUGCAGAGAUGACUCACUGAUGUUAGGCUUUGUUAAAUAUAUAUGACUUUGACUGUUAUAAAUAUGCUGGUGUACGGUUAUUUAGUUCUAUAUCUUUCAUGCAUCGUCUAGCGUUUGAACCUUACUUGAAAACACGGUGUUGUAUUUGAUCAUAAUUGUACCCUUUA
This is a messenger RNA of Neltuma alba, 956 nucleotides long. Its product is annotated as probable calcium-binding protein CML22. NCBI's taxonomy places the organism in Eukaryota, Viridiplantae, Streptophyta, Magnoliopsida, Fabales, Fabaceae. Gene Ontology annotation, molecular function: calcium ion binding. The record is from RefSeq and is a predicted model, not a curated record.